GCAGCCAUCGUGUCUCCCAAGGCGUCCCCACUCCCCCGAAAGCGGCGUCAUCAAAACGCCCACCAGCACGGCAACGCGGCAAAGAUGAAGCUUCUGGACCCCAAAGCAGCGUUUCAGUGACUUUCUGGCUGCCCGGGUAAUCAAGCGGCGCAGUGUGCAAAAGGACACUUAGGCAGAUGGAAGACCUCCACUGCCGGAGAACAUUUGACCGAUUUGCCUAUAGUCGAAGAACAUGUACCGCUAAUCUCUUCGUAUGUGGCGCUGCAGAGCGCCGAGUAAUAAGGAGCCAGGCAGCUUAUUACUGGGCAACAGCACUAUCAGGGACUACCUAUACUUUGGCGUGAUUAUGGGCUGCGGGAAAGUAGUUGGUACGUCGGCCGCAUCAUUGGCGACUUACGUAUUGGCGUACGUACCUCCGCUUUAAGCUCGAGGCUUAGAUGGCAAGGAUCAACUGCUGCUGUCACCCAAAUUCGGUACUUAGUCCAGGCUACCUAAGCGUUUUGGUCGUGUGCGCGUGCUCCAUACUUGGUAUAACGGCAGGGUUUCCAAUCCAAGAGAAAAUCCC
Molecule: messenger RNA, 565 nt
Organism: Trichoderma asperellum CBS 433.97
Lineage: Eukaryota; Fungi; Ascomycota; Sordariomycetes; Hypocreales; Hypocreaceae
Source: RefSeq, a predicted model, not a curated record